Triticum turgidum subsp. durum (durum wheat) is the source of this 1038-nucleotide messenger RNA. Lineage: Eukaryota; Viridiplantae; Streptophyta; Magnoliopsida; Poales; Poaceae. The record is from the annotation of a GenBank genome assembly.
AUGGCGACGGCUCACCUCAGCCCGGCGCUGGCGGUCUCAUCGUCGCGCCACCCAACCUCCAAACACGGCCAGCCGCCCGUCUUGGCGCAGCCAGGCGGCACAGCGGUGCUGCGGUCUUGCUCGCUUCCCUUGUCCUCGAGACUCGCCGCGUCGGGUCGAGGUGGGUGGCGGCUCGCGGCGGCAGUGGAGCCCAGGACCGCGCAGCAGGAAGAGGCCGAGGCCGAGGCCUCCUCGAGGCUGGUCCUCGUCGUCGGCGGAACCGGCGGCGUAGUUUGUGAGAGGAACAAGAUUGUCGGGAUCCUUAUCCUUGUCCUUGCAGGUCAGUUGCUGGUAGCAUCUUUGCUGAGCAGGAAAAUUAAGACAAGGCUGCUCAUAAGAAACCCUGAAAAGGCAGCGUCCUUAUUUGGCAAGCAGGAUGGGAGUGUUUUGCAGGUUUAUGAAGCGGACACGAGAAAUGCUGACGCUUUGAAUCCAGAAAUGUUUGAGGGAGUUACACAUGUGAUCUGUACUACUGGGACUACAGCAUUUCCAUCAAAACGCUGGGAUGGGGAUAACACUCCUGAACGUGUCGAUUGGGAUGGCGUUCGAAAUUUUGUGAGUGCCAUGCCACAGACGGUCAAGAGACUGGUUUUGGUGUCAUCGAUUGGUGUUACAAAAUAUAAUGAAAUACCAUGGAGUAUCAUGAACCUCUUUGGUGUGCUUAAAUACAAGAAGAUGGCAGAGGACUUUGUCCGCAAUUCAGGCAUACCUUUCACGAUCAUCAGGCCGGGGAGAUUAACAGAUGGGCCCUACACUUCCUAUGACCUGAACACACUUGUUAAGGCUACAGCUGGAGAAAGACGAGCAGUUGAGAUAGGCCAAGGUGACAAGCUUGUGGGAGAAGCGAGCAGAUUGGUGGUGGCAGAAGCAUGUAUCCAAGCUUUGGAUAUUGAAUCUACCCAAGGAAAAAUAUACGAGAUUAGUUCAGUGAAGGGCGAAGGACCUGGGAGCGACCAGGAGAAAUGGAAGCAACUAUUUGCAGCUGCUGAAUCGAACUAG